Molecule: messenger RNA, 2499 nt
Organism: Ramularia collo-cygni
Lineage: Eukaryota; Fungi; Ascomycota; Dothideomycetes; Mycosphaerellales; Mycosphaerellaceae
Exons: 1
Coding region: 1-2499 (832 amino acids)
Source: RefSeq, a predicted model, not a curated record
AUGGUGUAUGGGUGUGGGAGUGCCACGCAGUCCCCCUCCAGGCGCAUUGCUGAGCGUAACCCGUCAAUCGAUCUCCAAGCCCGGCCGACCAUCACCYAUGGUAAGCCAAACAGGCCACUGCUACUGCGAGGAACGCAUUUCAUGAGACCCGAUCCAUACGAUGUUCCACUGGCCACCCCAAAGUACGAAACUCCAGCGCCGCAGCGUCGUAGACCAGCGGUGAAAAUGCCUGAACCUGAUGAUUCGCCGCUUUCUGAAGGCGAGCUGGAAGCAGUUUACGGAAACACCGGUACCGGUGGAAACAAUGUCAGCCCUGCAUCGGCAUCCCCAAGCAGUAGGACCAGCCUUGGGCACAGGAUCGAACCUGUGCCACCUCGGACAUCUUCACCGUCCGGGAAGAGAGGAUUCAGAAAUGCAAGCAAUAGACUCGUCUGCAAUCCUCGGCAUCAUUUUGAUUUGAAUCAAGAUGUUMAGUCAAAAACCGCCACGGAGGAGAAUUUUCCUAGAAGACUACAAGCGGGCACCGCAGCCGUAACUACUGUCACAGCGGAGCCUGUUGGGCUACCAAAGCCUGCCCUUUCAAGAGUCAAUGCUAGACGUCGAAUCGUCCAGCCAGACUCGCCCGAGCCAAAAGUCCCUCCACGCAAGAUCGCCACGCCAAUCAGACGACUUCCGGUUGAUGAACUUCUUCUAGUUCCUUUUCCACCGGAGCAACAGGACCAUUUUCGUGAUCCGGACAGUAGCUUCGCUGGCAUACAAAAGCAARAUCCGAUCGCAGAUAGUUUAAGUCCUGCCCAGAAGCCAGUGGCUGCUCAAACGAAUGGUAAGUCUCUUUCGAAGGAGAAGCCCCUGACCUCUAUCCGGAAGCGAUUGAAGACCUCGACAUUCUCCCACAAGUCGAUCUUCGCCUUGCGCAAGAAGGCCGAUGACCAGAAACUUAAGUUGGGGAAGGUCGACAGGGUUCUUGGCGAUGGUUUUGACGCUUCGGAGCUCAAGAUUCGUCCGUGUCAGGUAAAGAAGCAACGCAGAAAUGGGACCACACCGUUGCGCGGACUAGGAACGCUGCAGCUACAGCAUGGGCCUCUACCAGAAGUGAAGUUUGAGGAGGGCGGUGACGAGUUUAAAGUCGAACCGCCAGACGGGCAAUCUUUCCCGGACGAAGGCAUCAAAGCCGUGCAGACAUUCGCUCAGCUGGACGACUCGAAGGAGAGCAAGAGCGAUCGACGGGUCACGUUCAGUGACAGUUUCUUUGACGAAACAACCAGAGCUGAACUGUCAUCUGUAUCAGCUCCGAGGAGAGUAUUUGAAAUAUCAUCUGAUGAGAGCGAGCAAGAAGAAGACGAACAGGAAGAUGAAGAUGACGAGGACGAUAGCGAUAGCGGUGCUGGGAAAACGGAAAUGCUCUCUGGAGAGGAACACCAUGAACGGCCUGAUAAGGAGACAGCUCGCCUACGCUCUGGUGCGGCAGCAGCGAGAUCAGCCACACCAACCAGCUUUCAGCGCGCAAGGCCACUAUUCUCGGCUGGUGAAAGGCUUAGACCAGCUGUUACGCCUUUCAGUCUUGAGGAUUCUCGGCAUGCUGGCGUUACUCUUGACUUUCGCAAAUCGGUGACACCUGGCUAUGCUGGACAUUCGCUCCGAACACAGAGGCUGAUGGAGGUCAAUGAGAUGAUCAUUGACAGCCCUCCUGUUGAUGAGACGGGCAUGUCGUUGCCCGAACAUGAUGCACGGGAGCACAACUAUACGUACGAUGAUCGGCGCAUGGAGAGAGUUGCCGCUGCCAGCCCUACCCGCCGUCCUCGUUCAAUUCUCCGAUCCAGCACACCCAUUCCACACAACAGACCUGGAACAAGACCUCAGGACACGGUUGCCAAUACCCGACGAAACAGUAACAUCGCUUUGGAGUCACAGCACUUCGUUGGACCGUCAGCCGCGCUGCGGGGAAAGCGCGCAGAUCACGGUCUGAAUCUACGGCAGCAUUCACGCCCAGAUCUCCACGAAGAGUCAGGCGAGGAUCGUGCAGAUGCUGAGGAAGUCCUCGAUUACGAGAUCGUCACUCGCAGGCGUAAAACUGCUGUCACUCUGGAGGACACGAAUUCAAGGUACUUUGAAAGCGCUUCCAGCCAAUUGCAUCAUCCGCCGCAGGAGUCAAGAUCACCGCCACGCCGAAUGAGCAAACAUCAGGAUGCUGCAGCGAGCCACUUCUUCGCACAAAGGCGUAGAGAAGCGGAGACCCAUGUUCUAGGUAGCUCACGAACCGUGCCCGACACCUCCCCGCAACGCAAGACAGACUACAUGACGAAUCUCGGCCUGAGCCUCAACAUUGUUCGUCGUGAAGCUGAGAAAACGUGGACAUCCAGCCAGAGCUUGCCAGACGCAAACAAUACCAAAGAUCUGAAGAGUCUCACCAGGAGCGUGAGCCGCGAGCAUGGGACAUUGAGCCAGGCCAGGAGGAGGCCGACCUUGCCUUUUCAAAGUCCUACGAAGGCGAAGACUUAG